Molecule: messenger RNA, 2217 nt
Organism: Puccinia triticina
Lineage: Eukaryota; Fungi; Basidiomycota; Pucciniomycetes; Pucciniales; Pucciniaceae
Exons: 5
Coding region: 1-2217 (738 amino acids)
Source: RefSeq, a predicted model, not a curated record
AUGCCGCCCCGAAAGCCUCAAAAGAACAAACUGGUUUGCACGUGUUUCGGUCAUAAAUGUAGGGAGAAGACUCACUGGGUGUCUCAUGAGAAUGUCUGGAAACCGGGAUGUCUGUUGGUCAGUCAGACCGUCUUUCGUCACCAGUUGUCAGAUCAGGCUGCAAGUACUGUGCUUCCGCCAGAUGACAAUACUUUAGACCUGGAGUCACCAGCCGAAUUACAAACACAUUUGGGUUCCACGGAAAAUCCAGCUCCCAAUUUGGCUGCUCGUGACAAUACUGCCCUCGCUACAAUCACAGACUCAUUAGCUCUGACUAGAAUCAGUGCUGGCCCAGGAUUCUUUCGAUUGGUGUAUGAUACGUCCCGCUGGAUGACAUCGCCGUUUUUGAACACACGUCCCGUUUUCACUUAUGCCAUCCUUGCGGCAUCCAUGUUCACAAUCCUACUUUCAGCGUCAAAUCUGUCCAGUUCUUGGCUUUUACGAAAGCAACGCCAACUCAUUGAACUGACUCUACGUCUGGGAUUGAAUUCCAGCUCAGCGCCUCGCCCUCUUACUGCUACGGAAAAUGCCGCCCUGAACAAACUACCAGUCGACAUACACACGGUGAUCAAAUGGCUCAAGCUUGACCCAAUCAUUGUGUGCCUCAAUUGCUGCUCACGAUGUUUUGCCACAUAUCCACCCGAUCGAACCCCCAGAAAUUGUUUUCACCAAGAAGACAUUAUUGAUAAAGAAGUUGACGGCGACCCCUUAUCUAUCCCAGAUAUCCCAGAGAUUCCUGAAGAACGAGAAACUGCCAAACGAAUCCCCCAACAAUCUCAAGCACCCAAAGAAACACCAAUCUCAUCCAAAUUUGGAGGUGAGCCCCUUUUGCAACCCGGAACCAAUGUCCCUAUUGAGACACCAAUCUCGUCGAAAUUUUGUGGCGAGCCCCUUUUGCAACCCGGCACCAAUGUCCUGAUACGGAAGUUUGCAUUUCAACGCCUAAAUGAUUGGCUCGGACGCCUGUUUUCACGACCCGGUAUUGAGAAUGCUCUUGAUCAAUCUUUAUCUACCUCUCCGGCCGACCCAUCACACGAGAUGAUCACCGACAUUCACGACUCUGCGAUUUGGCACGAAUUCAAGGGGCCUGAUGGCUCACCCUUCACUGCGACGAGUGGCAAUCUAGUCUUUGGCCUUUUUAUCGAUGGCAUCAACCCUUACGGCUCCAAGCAAGGUGGAAAGCAUGUAUCCAUCACGCCCAUCGAAUAUCAAGCUCUAGAUUCCAUGCACAAUCUGCUGCUAGGUUUACUCAAGUGGCAUUGUAUACGAUUUUGGGCCAUAUCAAACAAGCUUGAUAACGAGGAAGAUCAUCCACUUGCUAUCAUCCCAGUAGCUGAAAUGUUACAAGUCUCUGCUGCCGCUGUUUCGGAUACACCUAUUGAGCAUGCGGAUGCAUCACUCAAGCUCCCAGAAGAAGAACUCACUGCCGAAGAAGCUCCUUUCGAAUUACGUAGUGGCCAGCUUGAGAUCACGUUCAUGCAUGAAUUCUGUUGUGCAGGCAAUCUACGGGGGUUGCUUGACAAGCCCGAUUUUUUUCCUGACACCCUGAAGCCAUCUAUUGCUGAGCUUAAGGACCUUUACAAACCGGUUCCCUUCACCUCGAAGUAUCUUUCCAAUAAGUCGGAGACUCUCAGCUCAUCAGAUGCCCAAGGCCUAAUUGACUACCUCAACACUCAAUCCGCUGGACCUAGCUGGGCGCUGACGAGUGAUUGGACUCGUAUGAGCAAUGCAGAGAAAAAGAAAAAAUCGGCUUUAGAUUCUCGGAAGGAGAGCCACUCGCACUUUGAACAUCGGGGGGUAACCUUUUCUACCUGGACUGCCAACUGCAAAAACAGUAUUAUAUCAGUUGACUGCUCUUUCUCGAGCUUCAUUCAUUUUGCACAAAUCAAGGACAUAUUUACUCAUGUGAGAAUAGCUAACAAUCAAGACCGAUUUGUGGAUACCUGGCUAAAAGUUAAUCCAUUGCCGCCACUGACAGAUCCCCUUCCCACUUCCUUCAUUCAACUUAAAGAACAGGGUCUCAAAGUAGACCUUCGCCUUCCAGCAAAUGAAGAUGAAUACUUUAUAAAUAUUAAGGAUGUUGUGUCUCAUUGUGCCUGGCUCGAAUACAAAUCUGGUGAACUUAAUAGUAAAUUGCAGUAUUCUACUCUAGCUUUAAUAUCUAUGGAUCGUGAAUAA